ACAUCGGUGUAAAGGAAAAUCCAUCAUCAUGUCCAUACUUGUGUGUGCAGAUCGUAACUGAAGACCGGUGAUUUGUCGCUUUAUUAACUGUCAAUCAUUCCUCUUCUUAACCACAAAGGAUUUUGAGUAGCCAUGGACUACAUUAAAUCAAUACCAACUCACAUGGAUUACAACGGCCAAAAGCUUGCCGAGCAGCUGUUCCAAGGAAUCAUCCUUCUCUUUGCUGUUGUUGGGUUCAUCUGGGGUUAUGUCUGCGAGCAGUUUGUCCAGACCAUCUACAUUCUCGGAGCCGGGUUCGUCCUGUCGUGCAUAUUGACGCUACCCCCUUGGCCGAUCUACCGCCGGAGCCCCAUCCAGUGGCAGAAACCUCGCGAGGAGGCCGACACGGAAACCAAGGAAGUUGCUCCAGCGAAGGAGAAGAAAUCCUCUAGGAGGAAGGAAAAGACCAAGUGAUCCAAUACUCUCCAUCUAUCUCUCUUGUUAAACCCCACCCCUAUGGACCCUUACCUAAGCAACCCCUCCAAAACACAAAAACACAGAAAGAAAAUGCUCUAUGUGUGCUGCAUGCGCACAUAGAGCAGCAAUCGCUUUUGUUGGCAAAAUCAUUGUCCUGUUGGCUGUAUGAGGGGGAUGAUAUUCACACCCGGUCUCGGACCAACACUAAAUCUCCCAUGAGGCCUUUUCACACUAGAGCCUCUCAACCCGGGUUAAACUCGACCCUGGGCAAACCCAGUGCUGCCCCGGGUUGAGUUUUUGAUUUUUCAACCCGCCUUCAAUCCUGCAUCGUUUCAUGUUUGGUUCUUGCAAACCAAGCUUGUUUCUCGCGGUUGCCACUGUUUUGAACCUUGGCGAGAGUUUCAACCCGGGUUGAAAAUCUCCUCCAGGGUUAAAAAUCUCAAAGGUCCUAAAUUCAUACAAUGGCUUAGCACUGAUAGCCUUGCUUUCUUUUAAUGCUGUUUUGAAAUAUGUCUAUUUCUAUAAUUAUUUGAAGCUAGUGAAUUGUUCAUUGUGAUUGCAAAGUUGUUAACGUAAACAGUUAACCACAUGAUAUCUCAUAAUAUUCGGUGCCCUCUAUGCCUCAGACAAACCAUUCAUAUUAUAAUUACUGACGAAGAAAUGAUAUUAUAAUUGGUAUUCAUUCCAAUACAACAUUAAAUAGUACACGUGUACUUU
Molecule: messenger RNA, 1173 nt
Organism: Patiria miniata (bat star)
Lineage: Eukaryota; Metazoa; Echinodermata; Asteroidea; Valvatida; Asterinidae
Product: signal peptidase complex subunit 1-like
Exons: 4
Coding region: 133-453 (106 amino acids)
Biological process (GO): protein targeting to ER
Cellular component (GO): signal peptidase complex; endoplasmic reticulum membrane
Source: RefSeq, a predicted model, not a curated record